AUGUCUAAAAAACUGAACACGAGCGUGGGCGGAACACCCACAAACACGCUGUUUAACUAUUUCAGCAAGUCACCAGCCGUUGACAAAAAAAAUGUUGUCCCCACCUUAAAAGCGGAGCUAACGCACUCUGCCAGAACAGCCUGUGAAAAGGAGAAUCUCAAGAAUGGCAAGAACUUGGAAUUGGAGAAUGAGACCAAGCCUUCUGCAAAGAGGAAGUUGCCUGUUUCAGCUGCGUCUGAUGAGGAAGAGCUGGGUGGUCGGCGCAAAAGAAAACGCAUCAUUCAACCCGAGUCAGAGAGCGAAGAUGAGAUGGAGGAGACCAAAUCUGAAGACGACUUUUCCGGCGACGAGUCUGACUAUGAGCCGGACGAAAAGGAGGAUGCUGCGAGUGAAGAAAGUGAGAGUGGAGACGAUGAGGUUAAUGAAUUUACAGAAAACAAAGACUUGGAAGACGAUCUCACGGCCAGCAAAGGCUGCAGGAAAGACAAAAACUAUAAUAAUAACAACAAUGAGCCUGUGGGACAAAAGGUUAAACUGGCAGAAGGCUCCACUUUCCAGGAGAAGCUAAAAAACAUUCAGAGCAAUGUGAAACAGGACGCGGCUUACGAUGAUAUAGUGACCACUUCCUCCAACCUUGAUGAGCCUGUGGUGUGGCCUCAUCAGAAACUCGAGUUCUUGCAGUCGGACAAGAUUAAGGACAAGGAGGGCAGGCGUCCAAACCAUCCGGACUACGACAAGAGCACUCUGUAUGUUCCCGAAAAGUUUCUGAACUCCCUGACGCCAGGCGUGCGGCAGUGGUGGGUUCUGAAGUCAACCAACUUUGACUGCGUCCUGUUCUUUAAAGUGGGAAAAUUCUAUGAGCUGUACCAUGGUGAUGCCGAUGUGGGUGUACACGAGCUGGGAUUUACCUAUAUGCGUGGCGAAUUUGCUCACUCUGGUUUCCCGGAAAUAUCCUUUGACAAAAUGUCCACCAUCCUGGUAGACAGGGGCUACAAGGUGGCUCGAGUGGAGCAAACGGAAACGCCCGACAUGGUGACAGAAAGAUGCAAGCACAUAAAGGCCACCAAGUUCGAGAAGGUCGUGGCACGUGAGAUCUGCCAAAUCACAAAUCGGGGAACUCAGGUUUUCGGGUCGCAGUGUAAAAUCGGUCCCAAUCAUCAGCCCAACUACAUGUUGGCCGUAGUGGAGCAAGACGAGGGCACGUUUAGCAACUAUGGCAUUUGCUUUAUAGAUACAAGCAUUGGGGACUUUCACCUGGGCGAGUUCGAAGACGAUAAGAACUGCUCUCGAUUGCUUACGCUGCUCUCCCAUCACAUGCCUGUCCUUCUUCUCAAUGAGAGAUGCGGCCUCAGCUUGCGCACGCAACAAGUCGUACGCACCGUUCUUGGAGGAAUACUUAGGGAACAGCUGCCUAGCAAUGGUGCUCAUGUCUGCAGCGCUGAGAAGACACUAAAGCUGUUGGCUGAGCGAUACUAUGCCGGAAAUGGAUCAAAUGACAACUGGCCUUUGGUUCUCCGCACUAUGCAGUCCGAUUUGGAUCACUUGGGUCUUACGCCCUCCAACAGCUACAAGCUGGCAUUGAAAGCUCUGGGUCAGUGCAUAUUUUUCAUAAAAAAGUGUUUGCUGGAGCCGAAAGUACUUCCUAUGGCUCGCUACCAACUCUAUGUGCCGCCCGAUCAGCUGGCGGAGGCAAAGCCCGCAGUGGCCUCUAACCUGAGACGCUUGCACAUGGUUCUCGAUUCGACAACACUUUCAAACUUGAGGAUCAUCGGCGAAGAACAUACCCUGCAGUCCACCCUGGAUCACUGCUGCACCAAGUUCGGAAAGCGGCUGCUGCACCACUGGCUCUGUGCCCCCAGCUGCGAUGAAGAAGUGAUAAAAGAGAGACAGGCUUCCAUUGGAGAGCUGUUGCGGCUGCCCAGUGAGCUGCAGGAGAUGCGGGCAAUGCUGGCUCCCAUGCCGGACUUCGAGCGCAAUUUAGCGCAAAUUCAUCUGUUCGGCAACAGGCAAGUCAAACAGAUGGCUCACCCUGACUCACGGGCUAUUCUCUUCGAGGAGAAGAUUUACAACAAACAGAAGCUAGUGGGCUUUAUGGCGGUUCUCAAGGGAUUCAAUUCCCUGACCAAGCUACCUCUGAUGUUCCAGCAGUGUGAAUCUCCACUGCUCAAGAGAAUUACACAGUUGGCUCCCUCAGGAGGAGUAUUUCCCAAUCUGUGCGAGGAGCUGCGGUACUUUUCCACUGCCUUUGACCAUGAUGCAGCUGCCAAGACGGGAGUAAUCGCGCCUCAGCCCGGAAUGGAUGCAGAAUAUGAUUUGGUCAUGGAUCGCAUUGAUGAGAUUGAGAAACGCUUAAAGACCUACCUCGUGGAGCAGGAGCGUCAUUUUGGAUGCCGUGUUACCUACUUUGGUUCCGAUAAAAAACGGUACCAAUUGGAUGUUCCUGAAUCGCAUGCCCACAAGGCCAAUAAAUCGUAUUCCCUGGAAGGUCAGGCUAAGGGUAAGAAGCCCUCGCGUCGUUACACAACGGCAGAGACCAAGGUCCUUCUCAAGGACAUGCAGCAGGCAGAAGAGGCCAAGAACGUAGUGCUGCAGGACUUGGCUCGCCGGCUCUUCGAGAAGUUCUCCUAUCAUUAUGAACUGUGGAAGCAGUGCAUCGACUGUGUCGCCAACCUGGAUGUGUUGGGCUCCCUGGCGGAGUAUGCCAGGCAACAGAUAGUCAUCUGUGUACCAGAGCUGGUCUCUGGAGUAGAUCAGCCGUUCAUCGAACUGGAGGAGGGCUAUCAUCCCUGUGUGAAUGCCUCCACCUACAUUCCCAAUGGACUGGAAUUGGGUACCAAAACGAAAGCCCCCCUAUCCCUGUUGACUGGGCCCAAUAUGGGUGGCAAGAGUACGUUGAUGCGCGAACUGGGACUGCUGGUGAUCAUGGCACAGAUUGGGGCUCACGUACCAGCAGCCAGCUGUCGACUUUCCUUGGUGGAUCGAGUUUUCACGAGGCUAGGCGCCCAAGAUGAUAUUUUGGCCGGGCAUAGUACGUUCCUGGUGGAGCUUAAUGAGACUUCUCUUAUACUGAAACAUGCCACAUGCCAUUCGCUGGUGCUGCUCGACGAGUUGGGCAGGGGUACAGCCACUUACGACGGCACAGCCAUUGCCGCUUCUGUGGUCAAUUUCCUUGCGAAUCUCAAGUGUCGCACCCUCUUCUCCACGCACUACCAUAAUCUAAUCGAUUACUUUCACAACGACCGUAGGAUCGCCCUCGGUCACAUGGCCUGCAUGGUGGAAAAUGAGGGUACCACAGACCCCACUCAGGAAACGGUUACGUUCCUCUACAAGUACACGGCUGGUGCUUGUCCCAAGUCGUAUGGCUUCAAUGCGGCUAAAUUGGCUGGCAUGCCCCAGGCCAUUAUAAAGCGGGCCUUUGAGCUCUCCAAGAAAGUGGAGGCCAUUGCCCUGCAACGCAAGAUUACGGCAAAGAUAGUAGCUUCCCCGGGUGAGAAGGACUUCAAGCAGCAGAAACUAAAUACGUUAAAGGACUUAUUACAGCAGCUGAAAAUGUGUCAUGUCUAAGUAAAAUUAGGAUCAAGCGGAUACAUUCUGAGCUUUAAUUUGUACUGAUUUUGUUGAACAUUGUCAGAAUUGGUCAUUUUAUUUUUGUAUUUGUAUUAUUAAUUUUUGGCUUUUUCCCAAUGCCAGUUCGGCUUUUCCCCAAAAUGCCGUUGGAGAAUACGUUUAUUUUUUGUUCAUUCUGUAAUCCAUGAGAUAUUUCUUUCGUCUGAAACAUGUUCGUAAUUGUACUUAGGUUAAUUAAGAUUUAUGUUUUUCAUUUGAGUAGGAGACUCGAUUAAACAUUAUACUUUGUCCUACCA
Messenger RNA from Drosophila guanche, 3863 nucleotides. It is a transcript of the gene Msh6, whose product is annotated as probable DNA mismatch repair protein Msh6. Gene Ontology annotation, cellular component: MutSalpha complex; nucleus. Gene Ontology annotation, biological process: mismatch repair. The record is from RefSeq and is a predicted model, not a curated record. Lineage: Eukaryota; Metazoa; Arthropoda; Insecta; Diptera; Drosophilidae. The transcript has 5 exons. Gene Ontology annotation, molecular function: ATP-dependent DNA damage sensor activity; mismatched DNA binding; ATP binding. The coding region runs from base 1 to 3564 and encodes 1187 amino acids.